CUAAUAUUGAUCACUGGUGGAAGAUCAUUUGACAGUAUUGAUGAACCAGCCUCUGCUCUCAAACAGCUGGGUGUCUUGACCAUUGCAAUUGGAACCCGAGGCUCUGACCCCAGAGAACUUCAGACCAUAACUGGCAAGCCCAGUUAUGCUCUAUCUGUGUCUGAACUUACUGACCUACCCAAAGUGCAACAGCAACUUGAGUCCUCUGUGGAAGCUGCAGUUUUUGAAGUCACCCCAGAAUUACCAACCGUAAUUGCUUCACGUGACAGAAAAGAUAUUGUAUUCCUUCUGGAUGGUUCUGAUGGCACAAGGAAUGGCUUUCCUGCCAUGCGUGAUUUUGUAGAGAGAGUGGUGGAGAAAAUCAAUGUGGGAGAAAACAAAGACCAUGUCUCUGUGGUCCAGUACAGCAGAGAACCAGGGGUCCAUUUCUAUCUGAACACAUAUACCACAAGGGAGGAUGUGGUGGACUCGGUCAGAGGGCUUAGACACAGAGGAGGAAGACCCCUAAACACUGGGGCAGCUCUCCAAUACGUCAGAGACAACGUCUUUACAAACUCCUCUGGAAGUAGACGCCUGCAGGGUGUCCCACAGAUAUUGAUCUUACUAACUGGGGGAAGGUCUUUUGACAAUGUAGAUAGCCCAGCCUCAGCUCUCAAACAGCAGGGCAUUUAUGUGAUUGGCAUUGGAACUAGGACCUCAGAUGCUAGAGAGCUGCAGAAAAUAUCAUAUGAGCCCAGUUAUGCUCUGUCAGUGUCCGAGUUCACUGACCUUCCCAGUGUCCAAGAACAGCUCUCUUCUGUAAUGAGCAAAGUGAUAGUGAGGGCCACACCCAUGACACCAACAGUGACCGUGGUCAGACAGCCAGCAGGAAGGGAUGUGGUGUUUUUGCUGGAUGGAUCUGAUGCUACUAGAAGUGGAUUCCCAGCUAUGAGAGACUUUGUCCAAAAACAAGUAGACACACUCAGUGUGGAUGAUGGCAAAGACCGUGUGUCAGUUGUUCAGUACAGCAGCGAUCCAGCCAUCCAGUUCUAUCUGAACACUUACACCACAAAAAGAGAGGUCCUUGACAGUGUCAGAGGUUUGAGGCACAAAGGCGGACGACCCCUCAACACUGGAGCAGCUCUCCGGUACUUGAGGGAUAACGUCUUCACGGCCUCUGCCGGAAGCAGGCGGCCAUCAGGAGUUCCGCAGGUCCUAAUAUUGAUCACUGGUGGAAGAUCAUUUGACAGUAUUGAUGAACCAGCCUCUGCUCUCAAACAGCUGGGUGUCUUGACCAUUGCAAUUGGAACCCGAGGCUCUGACCCCAGAGAACUUCAGACCAUAACUGGCGAGCCCAGUCAUGCUGUAUCUGUGUCUGAGUUCACUGACCUUCCCAAUGUUCAAGAACAGCUCUCUUCUGUAUUGAGCACAGUGCCAAUGAGGGUCACACCUUUGACCCCAACAGUGACUGCUGCAUCACAGGGCCCCAAGAAGGAUGUCGUGUUCCUCGUUGAUGGAUCUGAUGGCGUUGGAAGGGAAUUUCCAAUCAUCCAGGAGUUUAUCCGCAGGGUCGUCGAGAGUCUCAAUGUGGGCGAAAAUAAAAUCCGUGUUGGUGUGGUCCAGUAUGGUGACACUGCUCGGGCUAAUAUGUAUUUAAACACACAUACAACCAAAGAAGGUGUUUUGAAUGGCAUCAAGGGAAUGAGGAAGCAAGGUGGAACACAACGUAACCUGGGUCAGGCCUUACAGUUUCUCAAUCAGGAUAUUCUGACAGCAGCACGGGGUAGCAGAAAACAGGAUGGUGUUCCACAAUUUGUUAUUGUUGUGUCUAGUGGGCCUUCUACAGAUGAUGUCCGUCGUGCAGCUUCUUCUCUUAAACAAUCUAGAGUUCUUCCAUUCAGCAUUGGGACCAGGGAUGUGAACCCCACAGAGCUGAGGGUGGUGUCGUAUAUCUCCAAUUACGCCCACGUAAUAGAUGACCUUCCUGGCCUGUACACAGUUCAAGAAGAAUUAAUCAACAAACUCACUGAGCUGUCAGAUGAGGACAUCAGCAGGUUGCGUCCAGAGUUCCCAACUUAUGAAGCACCAGUACCAUCUGUACCCACAGGAGGAGAAAAAAGGGAUGUUGUAUUUCUUAUUGAUGGCACAACAGCAGUGCGUAGUGAAUUCCCUUCCAUCCGUGAUAUGAUAGGAAGAGUUGUGGAGAAGCUGGAUGUAGGACUGGAUAAGGUCCGAGUUUCAGUGGUUCAGUACAGCGAUGAUCCAAAGAUAGAAUUUCUAUUGAAUGCACACUCAACAAAAAAUGAAGUGCUCCAGGCCGUGUCGAGACUUCGAAACAAAGGUGGAAAUAAUCUAAACACAGGACGUGCUCUCGAGUUUGUCGCCAGAAGAGUCUACCAGAGAUCAGGCGGAAGCCGUCUUGAGGAACGUGUGCCUCAAUUCCUCAUUCUAGUUACGGCUGGCAAAUCUACUGAUGAUGUAUCCAGCUCAGCCAAUGAACUCAAGAAAAGCCUGAUAGCACCUCUGGCCAUUGGUACAAGAAAUGCAGACCAAGAUGAACUGAGACAGAUUUCCAUGAAGCCAGAGCUUGUGUAUACAGUUGACAGCUUGAGAGAUUUUUCAAAGGUGGAAAAACAGCUUAUUGAUUCAGUCAAGAAAAUAUCCACCGAUGAUAUCACUGAAAUUUAUACUCGUGUCCCAGAAGUCAUUCUAGAUCUCGGGAAAAAGGACAUUAUUUUCCUAAUUGAUGGCUCAGAUAAUACAGAUUCUGAAGGGAUUGCUCACAUCCGUGACUUCAUCCUCAAAAUUGUUGAACAACUUGAUGUGCAGCCCGAUAAAAUUCGUGUCGCUCUUGUCCAGUAUGCAGACAAAGUUAAAACUGAAUUUUCGCUCAAUUCACACAACAACAAGGCAGCUGUUCUCUCUGCUAUCAGAAGACUCCGUCAGAUGGGUGGACGAUCGUCAGACCUGGCUGAUGCUAUUGAUCACGUUCUGCGCUUUGAGUUAAACUCUUUUGCUGGUGCUCGACCAACUGAGGCCUCCCAGCAUCUUGUGGUUCUCACAGGUGGACGUUCACCCCAAGAUGUUUCCCUCUAUGGACCUUUGCUCAAGACCUCCCGAGUUAACUGUAUUGGUAUUGGUGCUGAUCGUGCUGACACAAGGCAACUGAUGAGUAUUUCCAAGAGCUCCGCUGAUGUCAUUCAGGUUUCUAAGUUCUCAAACCUGCCAACAAUAAAGGACAAGUUUAUUAACAGGUUGAAUGUUGUUGAGGAUACACCAGGAUAUGACACUCCAACACCAGGCCUGCCUCCAUCUAAAAAGGCUGAUAUAGUGUUUUUGGUGGAUGGCUCCAUUAAUGUGGGCCGUGAGGACUUCAAAGAAAUCAUGAUUUUUAUCAACAACUUAAUUGAUCUGUUCUUCACUGAGAGAGAUAACUUACAGAUUGGCUUGGCACAUUAUGCUGAAGAUGUCAAUGAUGGCUUUUACCUCAACACAUACAGUAACAGGGAUGAUAUGCUAAAUGCUCUUGGUCAAAUAGAGUACAAAGGUGGACGCAGACUGAACACCGGUGCAGCCCUUCGCACUAUUCAAGAUGUUUACUUUUCUAAACAAAGGGGCAGUAGGGCUGAUGAGGGCACUCCUCAAAUUCUUAUAACUGUCACUGGAGGAAACUCAGCUGAUGACAGUAAAUCAGCAGUGCUUGGCUUGAAGAAUAAAGGUGUGAGAGUCUUUGCAGUGGGAGUGGGCAACAUUCAGAAUGAGUUGGAAAACCUGGCAAGUGAACCUUCCAUGGUGGCUCGAGCAAGUACCGUUCAGGAACUCUCAGAGCUCAAUGAACAAAUCCUGGAAACUCUGGAUGAUGAAGUAAAAGGGAAGCUGUGUGUCGGUGCGAAAGAACUUGCUAAAACCUCCAAUAUAGAAGUGUUGGUCGGAUUUGAUGUGUCCGCCCAGAAUAUUUUCAGUUCUCAGACCAACCUCCAGAGCAAGAUGGAGGCUAUUUUGCAGAGGAUUUCCAAAAUGGCAUCCAUUAGCUGCUCCGAUGGGCAGAUUCCAUCUGUACAAGUGGGCAUGCUGGCCAUGGAUUCUGCUUCUGAGCCGGUCCAGCUGGACUUCACAACAAAUCCAGAUGAGUUAUUUGAGGCUUUCAGAGCUUUGCGGAGUCGUGGCCCCUUUGUUCUCAAUGGCAAGACCAUAUCAGCUUACACCAACAGAUUCAAAGUCAGACAGGAUGACACUGUCAAGGUUGUUAUUCAUCUGACUGAUGGUAUUGAUGCUCCAUAUGCUGAAAUGAAAAGGCGAGUUGAGGAGCUUCGGCUGUCAGGAGUGAACAGUUUCAUUCUGGUUGGGUUGGAGGGGGUACCCAAUUUGGAAGAGGCGUCGCUAUUAGAAUUUGGUCGUGGCUUCAGGUACACAAGACCCUUAAGACUGAAUAUCAUGGACUUGGACUAUGAGCUUCUGGAAGAACUGGACAACAUUGCAGAAAGAGAGAUCUGUGGAGUGCCAUGCAAAUGUACUGGCAACAGAGGAGACAGAGGAGGAGUUGGACAGCCUGGAUCUAAGGGUGGUCCAGGAUUGUCAGGAAGUCAAGGACAUCCUGGAGAUGAAGGUGGACCUGGAGAACGGGGUCCUCCUGGUGUGAAUGGAACCCAGGGUUUCCAAGGAUGUCCUGGCCAGAGAGGUGUCAAGGGGUCUCGUGGAUACUCAGGAGAAAAGGGUGAAGCUGGAGAACUUGGUCUUGAUGGCAUCAAUGGAGAAGAGGGCAAAAGUGGUGUGGCUGGGCCCCCUGGAGAAAGAGGAAACCCUGGCAGAAGAGGUCCCAAAGGUGCCAAAGGACAAACAGGAGACAUAGGACAACAGGGAAUCAGAGGAAACCCUGGAACAACUGGACAAGAUAACAACCAGGCAGGACCCAAAGGAGACCCUGGUGAUGCUGGACCAGCGGGAGAGCCUGGUCAGGAUGGAAGGAGGGGAGGCCCUGGUGAACCUGGAAGAAGGGGACCCAAUGGUAGAAGAGGUUCACUUGGACCAGCUGGAAAUGUUGGAGGCCCUGGAUCGCCUGGUGUGCAGGGAGAGUCUGGUAUUGAUGGACCAAGGGGUCCGCCUGGACCAAAUAGUGCACCAGGAGCAAGAGGAGAAGAUGGAAAUCCUGGACCUAGAGGUCCUGGAGGUACCCCAGGUCCUAGUGGAGAAAAAGGUAGAAGAGGACCUCUUGGCCGCAAGGGAGAGCCAGGAGAACCAGGACCUAAAGGUGAUGUUGGACCACCUGGCCCCUUUGGAGAGCCUGGUGAAGAUGGUAGAGAUGGUUUUGGUGUUCAAGGGCCUAAAGGAAGAAAGGGAGAUGAAGGAUUCCCAGGAUUCCCAGGUCCCAAGGGAGCAGCUGGAGACCCUGGCACCUCGGGUGGACCUGGAUCCAGAGGAAAUCGUGGACAGAGGGGAGUCUCUGGGGAUAUUGGUACACAGGGACAAAAGGGAGAAGUUGGAUAUCCUGGGCCAUAUGGUAUCAAAGGACAAAGAGGACAAGGAGCUGUGCAAUGUGACCUUGUCAGAAAGAUCAGAGACAAUUGUCCUUGCUGCUUUGGUAAGCAGGAAUGCCCACUCUACCCCACUGAGCUGGCUUUUGCCCUCGACAUCUCACAAGGCCUUGGCCGUCCAGUCUUCAACAACAUGCGUGACACAGUCCUAAACAUAGUCAGAAAAAUUACAAUCGCUGAAAGUAACUGUCCAAGAGGAGCUCGUGUUGCUUUGACCCUGUAUAACAACGAAGUCACCACUGAGGUCCGGUUUGCUGAUGCCAUGAAGAAACGUGCCCUGGAGGAACGCAUUGAAGGACUUCAGAUCCCACAGACAAGAAAGCCCCGCAACUUGGAAACAGCCAUGAACUUUGUGGCCCAGAACACUUUCAAGAGGAUACGCAGUGGCUUCCUCAUAAGGAAGGUAGCCAUCUUCUUUGUAGGUGAUCAAGUUGGUCGGCCACAAGCAAUUACUCGUGCAGCCCUCCGCCUUCACAAUGCUGGAAUUGCCACUUUGCUGCUGGUCAGACAGGAGGACAGAGCACUCUCCAGAGCGGUGCAGGCCAACAACACAGCACUGGCCCAGGUCAUUGUCCUUCCCAACGCUAAUAGUCCACAGUACAAUUCAGUCAUCCAGAAGGUUAUGAACUGCCAUGUCUGCCUGGAUUUCUGCUCUCCGGACCAAAUCUGUGACUAUGUUCCCCCAACGGCUGGCCGAGAUAGGAGAUCUUUCACCUCAGAUGUCGACAUUGACAUUGCUUUUGUCAUGGACAGCUCUGAGUCUACCUACCCAACUGUCUUUGCCGAGAUUAAACACUAUAUAUCUUACAUGGUAGAGCAUCUUCAUGUGUCUUCAAAUCCCACAUCAUCUGCUAACCACGCCAGAGUGUCUGUGAUUCAGCAAGCACCUUAUGAGUUCCUAAAUAACAAAUCUGGGUCCCCCCUUCAUGUUGACAUUGGCUUGACUGAACACACUUCAGCACAAGAUAUUAUCAAAUUCCUGGUAGAGAAAACACCCCAGCUGGAAGGUGGCCGGGCACUCGCAGAGGCAAUUGAAAGGACGGUGGAUCAAGUGUUUGAGAAGGCACCUGUACAACGUGACAAAAAGGUACUCAUACUGUUUGUGACAGGAAGUGUGGAACAAGACCAGGAGCAGCUGAUACGCAUUGCCACUGAGGUCAAGUGCAGGGGCUACUUCCUCGUCAUCUUUGGUGUAGGUGAAACAUUGAGUGCUAAGGAUGCAAGUGUCUUGUCAAACAUGGCCAGCGAGCCUUCAGAUGUCUUCUUCAAGCAGCUGAAGAGUAGCUCAGACUUUUAUGACAGAAACAUCCAGACCUUUGGCCAGCUACUGCCCAAGUAUAUCAGUAUUGAAAAUGCUUUCCACAUGUCCCCUGAAGUCUCCAAAAACUGCAAGUGGUUUCAGAAUGACCAGCCACUAAAAAACCCCUUCACACCAUCACAGGAAGUGGAGAAACACCAGAAGCAUCAUGAAAAUCACCAAGCAGUUCAUGAAAGAAAGCACAAGGAUGCAGAGGAGCUGCACGUCUCUAAUGUCACCUCCAGCAGCUUGAAAUUGCGUUGGAGCAGGCCAGAUGCAAAGCUCUUUGUUUACUUUGAGGUUGUUGUGGUGAGGCUCCAUGACCAUGCACUGGUGCUGAAGACCAAUGUGUCGGGUACAGAGCUUGCUGUGGACAACUUGGAAAGUGCUCAAAUGUAUCAGGCUGUAGUCACAGCUUACACGGCCGAGGGCCAAAUUGUCUCUACUCUCAAAGGCGUCAUUACUACAAAAGCAGCUGAGCAUAAGCUUGCCAGCCAAAACACAAGUACUCCAAAUACCACACCCCUGGACAAACCAGAAACUGUUAAUGAAUUGGCAGGCCCAUGCUCGCUUGACUAUGACCCUGGAAUGCCCUGCAAAGACUAUGAGGCUAAGUGGUUCUUUGACAGAAAGAACGGGUUCUGUGUACAAUUCUGGUAUGGAGGUUGUGGAGGGAAUGGAAAUAGGUUCGACAGUGAGGCCCUCUGCUUGAAAAACUGCGUGAGGUCAGUGGGAGAGCCUCAGCCAAUGGUGAAGCAAGUUGAACAGGUGGAGGUCCUCCCAGAUCCUGCUGCUUUUACAGCUGUGGACAUUUGCCAGCUUCCACAAGAAGAAGGUACUUGUGCCAAAUUUGUUCUCAAGUGGCACUACGAUGCUGCCAACAAGAGCUGCAUGCGCUUCUGGUACGGUGGCUGUGGUGGAAACCAGAAUCGCUUCGACACUUACGAGCAGUGUGUGAAGGCUUGUGGAAAACCAGAACCAGUGAACCAAAGAGUCAUUGCUACAAUAAAAACAUAGGACGAAAGUCACAGACAUGGCCAGCUCUUACCUCCAUUUAGCAGAUUCUGAGGAGAACCAUCCAAAAUGGGCAUAAAGUAAUGGUGGCUGCACUGGAUUCCACAAACAUGGACUUUAUCCCCCAACUCUUGAAGUAGUCUUUUUCACAACAAGAAGGAAGCAACACAAUUUGCUGCAUGAUUUGUUUUAACCUACUGGUGCUACAUGAUAUGUUUGUUUUACAGAAGUUAUUUAGUGGAUUUGGUUUUGUAAAAUCACGUUCUCUUGAACGAUCACAGUUUUCAUAUUUUUUUAAAAUUCAGUUUUAUGAUUUAUGAUUGUCGAAUUUCCCAGAGGAACCCACCCGAGGGAUUAAUAAAGUUCUAUCUUAAACAAGAAACAUGUAUGAAUAUCUUGGACAGUGUUUAGCAAUGACUCAGUACAUGAAGGAUUUUAAAGCAGUAAUCUUUUUUUAUAUUGUGGUUAAGUCUUCUUUUUACAUUCCAGAUUCACAUAGCAGCAUUGUUUUGUUUUUUUUUAAACUCACUUCAUCCCUGUGGAUUAUUUCACUAUUUCACUGUCACCAAAUCCACAGCAAUGUUUACACAAGUCUAGUGUGGCAGCGUGUGUGUAUGUAAAGACAGCGACCAACUGCUGGGAUGCCAACAUUAAUGUAAUGUUUAGUGCACUUCUGGAUCCGUUGCCUCAAACACAAGAUUUCCAGCUAUUGAGAAACAGAAUGUACUUUUCAAGCUGUUUUUAUUUUUCAUUUCAUUUUGGAUUUGCAGAAAGUUAUGUUCCAUGUGGGAAAGGGUGAAAUAAAAAUGAAUUAGACUUUCUAAUAAACAUGAGCAACUGA
This is a messenger RNA of Maylandia zebra (zebra mbuna), 8662 nucleotides long. NCBI's taxonomy places the organism in Eukaryota, Metazoa, Chordata, Actinopteri, Cichliformes, Cichlidae. The record is from RefSeq and is a predicted model, not a curated record.